AAGAGUCAUAUGAUUUCGUGACUGGGCUUGAACGUCUCGUUUAUAUACCGCAGUCCUUUUCGUCUCUUCGUGAGUUUUAAACGAUCAAAUCCGGCAUAAAGAUGAUGUGUGGCGGUGGAUCCGACAUCCGUGAGCCCGACGAGACGGUGCAUAAGAUCUGUGAGAGCGUGAAGUCCCAGGCAGAGCAGCAAGCAGGGAAGACCUACGAUGUUUUCGUAGCCAAGAAAUUCAGGAGUCAAGUUGUGGCCGGGACCAACUACUUCAUCAAGGUCCAUGUGGGAGGAGAUGAUCAUGUUCACCUCCGUGUUUUCAAGCCUCUCCCAUGUAAUGGAGGAGACAUUGAGCUGACCAGCAUGCAAAAAGACAAGACCCACGAAGACUCUCUUGAGUUAUUUUAACUUUGGACUUCAAGCCAAAGCAAAGAUCCAGUGCCUACAGGCUGCUAUCUUAUUAUUAGCAAAAUUAUGGCUCAUCAUAUAAAAUGUUUUCAUUUUCUAUCAUGUGGUAACAUACUUCAACAUACAAACAGUAGAUCAUGAUGUUAUUCUGUCAAAAUAGAAUUGUUUUGUACAAGAGGAAUAAAUAAAUGAAUGAGAUUUGUUGGGA
Messenger RNA from Larimichthys crocea (large yellow croaker), 606 nucleotides. Its product is annotated as cystatin-B. Gene Ontology annotation, molecular function: cysteine-type endopeptidase inhibitor activity. Gene Ontology annotation, cellular component: cytosol. The transcript is spliced from 3 exons. Lineage: Eukaryota; Metazoa; Chordata; Actinopteri; Sciaenidae. The coding region runs from base 102 to 398 and encodes 98 amino acids. The record is from RefSeq and is a predicted model, not a curated record.